Messenger RNA from Amphibalanus amphitrite, 1766 nucleotides. Its product is annotated as annexin A13-like. The record is from RefSeq and is a predicted model, not a curated record. Gene Ontology annotation, molecular function: calcium-dependent phospholipid binding; calcium ion binding. NCBI's taxonomy places the organism in Eukaryota, Metazoa, Arthropoda, Thecostraca, Balanomorpha, Balanidae. Gene Ontology annotation, cellular component: cytoplasm. The transcript has 2 exons. The coding region runs from base 344 to 1333 and encodes 329 amino acids.
ACCGGUGGUAUUCUCAGCAGGCUGCGGACCGGGCUGGGCGGUCGGCGCGCCCCAGCCCAGCAGGCCGAGGGUGCGGGCCAGCAGACCGGCCUGUGCCGCUGGUGGUACGGUGCUGGUCCCAGCGGCCACCGCGGCGGUGAUCAGCAGCGGUAGCAGGAACCGAGCGGCCAGCAUGGUGGCUGGGGAAACGCAGAAUGUGCUUCGCUUCGCUCAGACGUCCAGCAACAGCUCCACCAACAAGGGCGCUCGGAGCUUAAGCUUAUCCUGGGAACGUCUGAACUUCACCAAAGAAGUAUCCACCUUCGGCAGCUGGAGGAGCCCGUGACCUUCCCCAGCCCUCGCAAUGCCGCGGGGCAGUGACAGCUCCGGUCGUCGGAUCAGAGCGCCACGCGGCACCAUCCGACCACACCCGGGCUUUGACGAGGAAGCCGCGCUGGCCCAGGUGCGCACCCUGUACCGAGCCCUGCAGAGACCCGUCGACACGGCAGCGGUUAUCAGCGUGCUCACCAAGUACACGCUACACGAGCGGAAAUAUGUGGAGGACGUGUAUAACGUGCAGCAUGAGCCAAAACUACAGCAUGCGCUGCGAGCCGCCUUCUCAUACAACGCUCAGGCGACGCUGCUAGCGCUGCUGCAGUGGCAAAACCAGUUCCUGGCGGCCGCCGCGCGUCGUGCUCUCGUCGCGAGACCCACCGACAAGGCUACUCUGAUCGAGCUGUUCUGUGGCCAGUCACAGGACGAGCUGCGAGACAUGGUGCGCACCUACGACCGGCUUCACAGCCGGCCUCUGCAGGCAGAGCUGCGCGCGCAGCUCAACGGAGAGCUGCGGCAGCUGGCACUGGCUCUGACCGCGCUGAACCGAGACCAGUCAGCGUCGCCGGGAGACAACGCCGCCAGAGAGCUGGCCGGUCGGCUGGCGGCGGCCGGACAGGGCCGAGAUGUCGAGAUGUUCAUCAGCGUCUUCAGCACGGCCGGCUACCCGCUGCUGCGGCGCGCCUUCGAGCUCCUCCCGGAGGUCAACCCUAGCCAUGCGGACAUACAGACUGUGAUCCGGGCCAGCUUUGGCGGCGAUAUCCGCACCGGCCUGCUGGCCGUGGCCCAGUGUGUGGCUGACCAGCCGGGCUACUUUGCCGAGCGCCUGUAUCGCGCCAUGCGCGGGCUCGGCACUGACGACACGGCACUCAUCCGGAUCCUGGUCUCCCGGGCGGAGAAUGAUCUGCAGAAUAUCAAGGACGCCUACCACCAGCGCUACGGCAAGAGCCUGGCGGCUGCCGUGGAAGACGAUACGUCCGGCACCUACUGGCACUGUCUGAGGGCCAUCAUCAAACCGUAGUCCUACCGACCUUUAAUCAGGGCCAUCAUCAAACACUCGACGCCGGUGGCAGCUCGUGAGCUCGUGAUGCUCGUAGUUUGUACUUGUGAUAGUUUGUGAAAUAUGCAUAGUGUGGUGUGAAUGAGCACCCAGUAAACAUGCCGAUGUCGGCCCGACGUCGGCCGACGUCGGGGUGACGUCGGCAACUCGGCAUCGGCAUGCCGACGUCGGCCCGACGUCGGUCCAACCUCGGCACGACGUCGGUUGGAUGUCGGAUAUGCCCGCAUGUACCGACGUCCAGCCGAGGUCCAGCCGACGUCGGGCCGACGUCGGACCGAGAUCAAUUGCUGAGGUCCAGCCGACGUCGGGCCGACGUCGGGGCGACGUCGGACCGACAUCGGCCGAGGUUUCGACCGUUAAAAUACUGUAAAAUACAUGUUUCAUGUCUCUUAAA